AUGGCAUUCAACCCAAGUAGUAUAAAUUUAGAAGUCCUUUUUAACAGCAAAGAAAAAGCAGAAAAUUUUAUUAAAAAGUUUGCUGAUGGAUAUAAACAAAUUAUGAGUUAUUACUUGAACUUGAAAGAAAAUAGGUCUACUAAAAAUCGGCUUAAUUCACCCAAUCCAAUACAGAAUUAUUAUGGUUUGAAACAUCUUUAUGAAAGUAAAAUUAUUCCUGAUGUCGAGAUACGAAUUAGAAAAAAAAUAGAAAGUAAAAAUCCAGGUCUUUCGAAAGCACAAAUUAAUUUAAUUUUUGGUCAGGAAAAGGGGACUAAUAUAGAGUUUUUGCGUAAAAAUUUGGAAUACACUAGGAUUUCUGCGGCUUUUAAUGCUAUAAAACCAAAUGGCGAAUUAGAGAGCGAUAUUCCUAAUGGUUUCGGAAUAGGUAAGGCAACCUGUGGCACUUGUGGAAAGGACAAAGGGGAUGAAGAAGAAGAUAGUUAUAACUCUGACUCGGGAAGUCCUCCAAAAACUAACAAUUGCUUUUUCUGCCGGCAGCAAUAUCGGUAUGGAGUUUAUUUUGAGGAUAAUCCGGGGAUGGAAAAAGAAAACUUUAUUAAGCAGGUUAAUAGUUCAGAUCCUAUGCAAUUUAGAAAUAUUUUUAAGCAAGUUAAACAGUUAUUAAAUAGUAAGAAACGAAAAUCAGAAGAAGACCAAACCAGUGGAAAAGGAGAAGAAAGUGGAAAAAAUAAUUCCAGCGAUAAUGACAACUCAAACACAGUAAUUCCUGAAUCUAACUCCAACAAUAACUCACCUAACCUUCCCGAACCCCAAAAUGACAACCAGCCAGUAACUAACAACUUACCCACCGAUAUUCAAGCAAUUGCUAAUCUUCCCCUCCCCCAAGCCCAAAUCAAAGCCGAACAAGAAAUUGAAAAAUUACUAAAAGAUAAUGCUCUCUCUGAUCAAGAAUUAGACACCAAAAACUUGUUAGAUACUCCGCAAAAGGUGGCCGAAUUUACCAAUCAAAUGCGGCAAGCCAUUUUGAAAAAGGCUUUAACUAAGAAAAAUUCAACCAAGGGAGAAGGAAAACCUCAGGAUAUGGGUUUAGUAAAACCAAUCGCCAUCUUAGUCCUUUUACUCUUAGUCCUAACCACCCUACUCAUAAUUGUUCGCAAGAGAAGAAUGAGGAGGGUUUAA
Ambispora gerdemannii is the source of this 1182-nucleotide messenger RNA. The record is from the annotation of a GenBank genome assembly. NCBI's taxonomy places the organism in Eukaryota, Fungi, Glomeromycota, Glomeromycetes, Archaeosporales, Ambisporaceae.